ACUGAAGUCCCGAACGUGAGUCACAGACCUACUGGUGGCCCUGAACCUUGCAUUGGCAGCAUUCGAACUUGCAUUUCGCCACUGUUGUGGCCGUUUGGUGUCCCAUGUGGGUAAAAGGUUGGCCGCGCGAUCGUGAUGUCUCAGUUCUCUCCUCUGUCCCCAUCUCUUCUCAAUCGUUACGAUCGCGAUCUUGGGGCGCAUUUGCGGUUGGCAUUGGGCAUUAUCGAUGUGGCUAAACUUUCGUAAUGGGGAGCAGACAGGACAGACCUUCACCAUUUGUCCUGGGUAACAAACCCUCCUCCUCCUUCUCCAGUAUCUCUUCAGCGGGGUCGGCCACGUCAGCUGCGACAUCUCGAAGUGGAGGCAGCAAGCUACUGUUCGGAGAGAUUGAUCAGAGCAGCGAUAGGUCAUCCGAAAGCUUCGCUUCUGUUUGCAGCUUCGUCCUUUGCGACAGUGGGACCUUCUUGAAGUUCUGGCUCGACGACAUUUGCAGGGACCGGUUCCUCUCCUACGUCCCUCGAGCCGACCUAGCGAAUAUACGUCUUUCGUGCCAUGACUUCAGCGUGCGGGCUGCGCCCGCGCUCUUCUCGGACCUCAGCAUCACCUUCAGGACUGGCACGUUCACCAAACCGGCGACGGUCGCGGCACUGGAUAGAGUAGGCUGUUAUGUGAACAGGUUGACCUUCAAUGUCCCUCAUACACUGGAGACGUUCCUACCUCCAUUAAUUGAGCCGGAUACUGGAGAGGAACUCAGCUUCACAUACACGCCACAGAUACAGAUACCGUCAGCGACGCGGCCGAAGUACGGCGACGCAGGUACCACGGAAGUUCUGACCAGGCAAUGGCCAGCUCUAUUUCACGCGGCAACGAAUGUACCAGCUUUCGUUCGAGUCUUCUCUGCCCUGAUCAACCUGAACAGCCUACAAAUCAGCUGUCCUGGCUACGAACCUUCGAUGCGGCGCAGACGGAGUGUCGUUGACUUCGUGCUUAUAUCUCUUCGCAUCGCAGUUGAGCAAAACUGCCUCAACGCGCUCAACACUCUUGCACUAGCGCCAAUACAUCCCGGCGCCUUGUUGUACCUUCUUCCAACAGUCGGCUAUGGUGCUACACCUCGGUCGCUUAGAGCAUGGUCGCGCAUCCGGCACCUUCGAACAGCUGUGGAAGCUACAGCAGCGUCUGGUCAAGCGGUGCUGGCGGACGACAGGAAUCUUCUGCAAGCAUAUAUUGCGCACUUUCAGGCUAAUCUUGAAAGCAUCGACUUCCUUUGGCACGGCCAGAAGGGCGCCUGGCCUUUUCCACACGCCUUAGUACCUAAUUCAGAUACGCAUCCAGCCCUGAGAAUGGCCCCAGCGGUCAAUCUACCGACGCACUCGUCCUCCAAACCUGCGAGACCGCUGUACUUUCAGCAACUGAGAAACAUCAAAGUGGCAAAUACCACCGCCUCGGCCUCCGAUAUUCAAUCGUUCGUUGAGACGCACCGAUGUACUCUCGAGGAUGUCGAUCUCGAAGACGUCGAGCUUGGAGGCGGAACUUGGGAUGACGCCCUUGCUCCAUUGACGCGACAGGAUAGACACCGGACAAACUACGCCGAUAUUCCGAUCAUGCUUUCGCCUACUGCUGCGAUGCCUACCAUCCCAGCGUUGGCCGACAGUACUGGCUCGGUUACAAUGCCUGAGGACAGGCGGAGCUCACGCGUCCCCGGGUGGCUGUCUUCAAGGCGAAGCAAGCCGCUAGCGGUUCGUAAAGUCAGAGAAGGCCUGCACGGCUGUGAAGAGGGGCUGAAGAAGAUGCUUGCCGGCGUCCUGCCUUGGAAGUAGAUGAGUGCUCUUCUUUGCUUCCAUAUCACAUGAGAUGUUCACGGCAGUUACGUAGCUACGCACGAUUGAUGACGGCACGAUGUAUAUACGUGACACGAAGCUACAACGCGACCAGUCGGUGUAACGUCUGUGGAAAUGCUGCGGUCUUCUCUCCGUCUCAAUGGCAUCUCGGCAUGUUAUAACCGUUUAUUGGGCCCUGCGUGACCAAUGGCGGCCAUGUGGGACCGGAAUCCUGCCAACUU
Molecule: messenger RNA, 2059 nt
Organism: Baudoinia panamericana UAMH 10762
Lineage: Eukaryota; Fungi; Ascomycota; Dothideomycetes; Mycosphaerellales; Teratosphaeriaceae
Exons: 2
Coding region: 246-1817 (523 amino acids)
Source: RefSeq, a predicted model, not a curated record